AUGAGCGACUGCUCAAGUAUUAAUUGCUAUAUAGACCAAUAUUAUGAUUUAUUAUUAGAACAGAUGCAUCUUAAAAUUAGUAAUAAUACAUUCCCUUUUAAAAUUUACAAUUCUUCAAAUAAGGGGAAACAUAUUCAUUCUACCAUGAUAUUAAAUGAAAAUACAGAGAUAUUGCAAGAAGUACCGUUUAUUUGUUGGCCAAUAAAAUCUUCUUUUGGAUCUAUUAAGGAUAUUUCAUUUUGUGAAAACUGUAUGAAAAUUCGUAAUUCUGAGAAUUCAGAUACAUUUUUGAGUUAUUCAGAUCUAAAUAUAGAGAAAGAACUUUGUAGUUCUUACUGUUAUAAUAAGUGUGUAGGUAUUUCUAGAGAUGACAAUAAACCAGAACUUUUUAAUGGAUGGGGAUUUUAUAUACAGGGGAAAACUGGUCUAAAUAUGUUACGUGAUUAUCAAACAAGAAUUGAUCCAAAUUAUAAUCUCCCAAUAACUAUUGAGGCUAUUAGCCGUUGUAUAGCACAAUUAGCAGCUGACAUACACUUUUUUUGGAGCAAAUUAGGAAAGAUUUGCGAUAAUAUAAAUAAUGCCUUUAAUUUAGGAUGUAAAUCUGUUGAGAAUUUGAUUGCACCACCAGUAACUUUUUUCCCAGAAAUAAAUUUGGAAUUGGUAACUGAAUAUAUUAAUAUAGUUAUGUUUAAUAGAAUGAAAGAGGUUUUCCCUAAUGAAGUAAUACAUGCCUUAUUAGGCCGAUCAACUGUCGAGCAAAUUCUUGGUCAAUUAGUUUUGAAUUCUCAAGGUUUAAAUAUUUGGGGUCGUCGGAGUUUGAAUAUACCUAUAUAUAAUUCACAAAUAAGUAAUAAUAUACAAUGUAAUGAUGAAAUUGGGAUUAUCAAAGCAGCUUGUAUUUGCACAAUUCAAUCUUGUUUUAAUCAUAGUUGUGAACCAAAUUGUUAUGUGCAUGCUAUAGAUGAUGCAACUGUAGUAGUAACUACUAAUAAGGAAAUCUUACUAGGUGAAGAGUUAACCAUAUCAUAUAUUGACAAUACAUUAGAUUAUGAAUCUAGGAAAUCAUUAUUAAAGAAUUAUCAUUUUGAGUGUACUUGCAAUUUAUGUAGGAGACAACAAAGAUCAAGACCUAAUAAGAUUGAAUCUUCGGAUCCAAAGAAAGCUAAAUAUAUCAUGAUAGAAUGA
This is a messenger RNA of Cryptosporidium muris RN66, 1185 nucleotides long. RefSeq lists its product as uncharacterized. The record is from RefSeq and is a predicted model, not a curated record. NCBI's taxonomy places the organism in Eukaryota, Apicomplexa, Conoidasida, Eucoccidiorida, Cryptosporidiidae. Gene Ontology annotation, molecular function: protein binding. The transcript has a single exon. Gene Ontology annotation, cellular component: nucleus. The coding region runs from base 1 to 1185 and encodes 394 amino acids.